This is a messenger RNA of Oncorhynchus keta (chum salmon), 7974 nucleotides long. RefSeq lists its product as uncharacterized. Gene Ontology annotation, biological process: homophilic cell-cell adhesion. Gene Ontology annotation, molecular function: calcium ion binding. Lineage: Eukaryota; Metazoa; Chordata; Actinopteri; Salmoniformes; Salmonidae. The record is from RefSeq and is a predicted model, not a curated record. The transcript is spliced from 14 exons. Gene Ontology annotation, cellular component: plasma membrane; desmosome. Bases 343 to 6639 code for a protein of 2098 amino acids.
GCAGAGCCAGUUUAACAGUGUUACUGCGACCGCCCUGGCUGGAAGGCACUAUAAAGUAUACCAGCCUGCCAGCUCCCUGUAUCAGCACCACACAGGAACACACCUUUCAAAAAUAUUCACAGACAGGAAGAGAGGGGGAGAAGGGGUAAGCUACAUGCUGUAGCUGUCCAGUGUCCCUGAGGGGAAAGUACAUAAGACACCUCCCUCCCCUCAUAUUUAACACCCCCCUCAUGAAUUCUCAAGACUAAAUUCUACAUUCUGAGGGAGAGAGUAAGACUAAAGAGAGAGAGGGACUGUACUGUACAUUAACUGUCUGUAUGGUACAGACUCUAUAACACUGUCAUGGCUAGGGCUAGGGUCAGGCAUGCAGGAGUCUGCCUGCUGCUUCUGCUGAUCGUGGCACUGGUUAUCAGUGCUGACGCAGAAGCAGAGAUGCGAAGAAAGAAUCUCAGGAGACAGAAGAGAGAAUGGAUCCUGCCUCCUGCUAAAAUCUACGAGAAUACAGACUACACAAAAAGAGAGUACAUUGCCAAGAUCCGCUCUGAUAAGGACAAAGAGGCGAAGGUGGAGUAUUACCUGGCAGGGAAGGGGGCUGACAAACCCCCCUUUAACCUUUUUAUUGUCAACCCCGAGAACGGCUUUGUACGCAUCACUGGCAUCCUGGACCGGGAGAAAUGCCCCAUGUACAACUUGACUGGAGUGGCCAGGUACAGAAACGGGACCUUGGCGGAAGCAAAUAUUCCUCUGCAGAUUCAUGUCAUUGAUCUGAACGAUAACUCACCUUACUUUGAGCUCCACUCUGGGUCCAUCGCAGAGUCCAGCAAAGCAGGCACAGAAAUCAUGCAGAUCAUUGGGAAAGAUGAUGAUCAGGAGGGGAGCAUCAACUCUAAGAUCCAUUACAAGAUCCUCAGCCAGAAACCAGCAGGGUCCGGAGGCAUGUUCACCAUCGAUGAGAAUACAGGGAAACUCUUCGUCAAGUAUGCCACACUGGACAGAGAGACUCACGAUUCGUACACUAUAAUUGUCCAAGGGACAGAUAUGGGCGGGGCAGCUGGAGGCAACACGGGAACAGGAACUGUGGAAAUAAAGGUCCUGGACAUCAAUGACAACAUCCCCACACUGGAGAAGGGGCAGUAUGCAGGAAACGUUGACGAGAACAUUGCUGAUGUCAUUGUGAUGAGGAUCAAAACAGUGGACAGAGAUCUAGAACACACAGAUAACUGGCGGGCCGUCUUUCACAUCACCCAAGGCAACGAGGACGGACUCUUCUCCAUCGAGACGGACCAAGACACCAACGAAGGCAUUCUGAAGCUGAUCAAGGCAGUAGAUUUUGAGGAAGUCCAGAAAUUAGAACUUGGAAUAGUCAUUGAGAACGUAGCUCCUUUUGUUGUAGGGAGUGCUGUAGCGAUGGAUGUGGAUGUUUAUGCUGGGGGGGGAGGGCCUGGAGCUGGAACUGGAGAUGGGGCUGGAGCUGGGGCAGGCGCUGGAGCAGGGGCUGGUGUUGAAGUAGGAGUGGAUGUUGGGGGAGAUGUGGGGGUGAAUGCAGGGGUGGAUGUGAAUGUAGAUGCUGGAGCUGGGCCCGGGGUAGGUGUUGGGGCUGGGGUUAAACCAGGAGUUGUGCCUGGGGUUAAGCCUGAUCCCAAUGGGAAGCCGAAACCAAAGCCAAAGCCUAAAGGGGGGAAGAACUACCCGAUUUCGAUCGCAGUUAACAACAUGCCGGAAGGUCCAGCAUUUAAGCCCAGCACCAAACCUGUGCCUGUCUCUGAGGAUCCCAACAAAAUGCCGAAGGAUGGAGUGAUCGCCUCGUACCCUGCUGUGGACGGAGAUACAGGGGAGCCUGCUGAGGACGUCAGGUAUGCCAAAGCCUAUGACCCAGACAACUGGGUGACCAUCGAUGACAAGACAGCUGAGAUAAGACUUAUCAAGACGCCAGAUCGAGAGUCUAAGUUCUUGGUGAAUGGGACAUACUUUGCUAAGAUACUCGUCAUUACCCAAGAUAUGCCCUCUAAGACAGCCACGGGCACCAUAGCCAUCCAGGUCCAAGACUCCAACGACCACUGCCCCAUGCUGACUACUACCUAUGAGAGCGUGUGCUCGGGCAAACAUACGGUCAACGCCAGCGCGUUCGACGAGGAUGUCUCGCCCAAUGGAGCUCCGUUCACCUUCACCGUGGUGGCUGAGGGGACACGUGGCAAAUGGGAAAUAGAACACAUCAAUGGCACGACUGCUGUCUUGCGAUCUACUGAGGCAUUAUGGCCGGGUGAGUAUGAGGUGAGGGUGGUGGUAGCAGACGAGCAGGGCCUGUCCUGCCCUGAGCCACAGGUGUUCAAGGUGGAGGUAUGUACCUGUUUGGAGGGGGAAGACUGUGGCUCCAGGACUAUCCGUUUACGCCAAAAGACCACCGACGCCAUAAUUGGUACCCCUGCCAUCGGACUGCUCAUCUUAGCCAGCUGUGUUCUGCUACUGGUACCUCUGAUGCUGCUGUUCUGUCAGUGUAGAGGAGCCUUCGCUGACCAGUUCACUGACCUGCCGUUCGAUGCCAAGGAAUACCUCAUAUCCUACCACACUGAGGGAAAGGGAGAGGAUAAGGAGGUGCCCCUACUCAGUAUUCCUACAACCGUAACUGAUGGAAGGACUACACUAGGAACAGGAUCAAUUCGGCCAGCAAACAUCGCCACAAAAUCCUCACGUAAUACUACAAACAAUAUACGUCAGAGCAGUGGGGUCUCCAGUGAGGACAUGCAUACACUGCGUCGGGAGCAGAGCCACAUGGGUAUGGAGAUGGACUACACCUAUGGACUCCAGAAUGGUGGAGGCUUUGAGGCUAGUAUGGGGCUGGGAAGCAGCACCAUGCAUUCCAGAUACGCCACACACACCUCACAUGUCAAACAAGAUAUCUAUGAAGACAUGGCACUCCCAUGUACUUUCCUGGAUGGCUACUACUCACAGAAAGUGACAUGUGCAUCUCAGAACCCUCCACUGAAAGACAGUAAGUUGGUGUAUGACUACGAGGGCCAGGGCUCUCCUGUCGGCUCGGUGGGAUGCUGCAGCCUCCUGGAAUCUGACAACGACCUCCAGUUCCUCAAUGACCUGGGGCCAAAGUUCAAGACCCUGGCUGACAUCUGCUCUCCUCCAAAACCUCAACCCAAACCUAGAAUGGUGGAGCGCAUCUUCGAGCCAAAACACCCCGAAAUCAAAAGAGAGAGCAUCGUCACCGCCAGCAAUGUCAACAUCACCAAAUCUUCCAUUAGAAAUGUCAAUAUCAACCAAUCGUCCACCAGCACCAGCAGAGUCAAUAUCUCCCAAACACCUCCCACCAGUCCCCCUGCCACUGGGGUUAGUAACUUCUCUAACAGUCAGUCCGCUACUUUCCCACCGCCCCCUACGCAGACGAUUCUGCUGCAGCAACAGCCUAUGUACUACACCACCAUGCAGCCCAUGGUGCAGCCCCUGAUGCAACCCAUACAGUAUGUACUGGCUGAUGGCGGCUCUACCACCAACCUAAAGCGUAUGGUAGUGCUCAACGGGCCCCCUGUGUCUGAAAGCAUGGGAAGUCUGGGAGGCCUUGUCAUCCAAGGCAACAGGGUCAUAUCAGAGACCUCCACUAGCCCCAUCAGUCCCAGUACCCCAGGAAGCCCCACCAUGCUGGGGCUGGGUAGUCCCAGAAGCCCUGGGUGGAUCCAAGGCUCCCUACCCAGGGGUGGCCUGGGUGAUCUGUCUGUAGUGGGGCACAGCCCUGAUGGUAACUAUGUUUACAUGGAAAGGCAGGUUAAUGUAAGUGGAGAGCCACAGGUGGGGUCUGGGGUCCCAGGUGUACCUUCUCAGGGCAGUUUGCCCAGGGGUGCAUUCCUGUUGAAGGAGGCUGCUCCCCCUCAGGGGUUUUUAGGCCUGGCAGCCCAGGGUGUGGGUGGGGGUGGUGGAGGUGUGUAUGGCGUUAUGCCAGGACACACCUUUACAAGGGUGAGGCAGGUUGGGGGUGGGCCUAUUGGGGUUGGGCCGGCUGGAAUGGGGCAAGGGGGGAUAGGGCAGAUAGUUAUAGGAUCGCAGGGACUCCCAAUGUGGGUGCCACUGAGCCCCCCAGGGGGUAGUCGUGGACAGAUGGAGGGGGCAGCGCCAACAGGUGAUUCUCAACCAACUCCGGUUACUGUUGAAAUACCAGAUUCCAGAGUGGCAGAGAUUGAGAGGAAACUGGUGUUUGAGGGCCAUAGUGAGCCAGGUGAGCAAAUAGAGGAGGAGGAAGAGGAAGGGGAGGAAGAGGAGGAGGAAGAAGAGGAAAAGCAGGAGGAAGAGAAUGAGGAAGAGGAGCCGUUAGAACAGACAAAAGAAACAGCUGUGACUGAGGAAGAACCCGUAACUUUAGCUUUGGCCUCAGAGCCAUCAACAGAACAGGUUGAGCCAUCUGAGUCACUGGAACACAAACUAACAUACCAAUCCAUUGAGUCAAGCCAUCCAACAGAUGAAGAUGCAUCAACUCAAUUAAAUGAAGUCUCUGGAGCUCUCAAUGAAGAAGGCCUAGUUGACUCUGAGGACCAGCUGUCCGAUGAGGAUGUGUCCAUGGUCGUCGAGGCCUCCUCAGAAGAAGCAUCCAUGUCCGAAUCAGACAUUAUAGAUUUAGUUGGUACAGAUCAGCCAACUGAGGAUGAAGACUCUAUAGAUCUAGUUGGUACAGAUCAGUCAGCCGAGGAAGAAGACAUUAUAGAUCUAGUUGGUACAGAUCAGCCAGUCAAGGAAGAAGACAUUAUAGAUCUAGUUGGUACAGAUCAGCCAGCAGAGGAAGAAGACAUUAUAGAUCUAGUUGGUACAGAUCAGCCAGCCAAGGAAGAAGACAUUAUAGAUCUAGUUGUUACAGAUCAGCCAGUAGAGGAAGAAGACAUGAUAGAUCUAGUUGGUACAGAUCAGCCAGUAGAGGAAGAAGACAUUAUAGAUCUAGUUGGUACAGAUCAGCGAACGGAGGAAGAAUCAACAGAACUGACUCUGGAAGAGGAAGUGGUUUCAGAAUCGCAGGAAUUUCAGCUAACGGUGGAUCCAGUCACUAACAGUCAACUAGAGAAGGAUAUUACUGAGACAGAAGAGAUGAUGGUAUCAGAAGCACAGCAAGAUCCGGUCACAGUUGAUGAUAUCACUGAUAGCCAAGAGGAGGGUACAGCUGAGGAGGAAAUUAUGUCACAGAUUCAGUUAGAUGAGCUCACAGUAGAUAGCCUAACAGAUAACCAGGAAGAGGAAGGGAAGGCACAUGAAGAAGUUUUCUUAAAAUCAGAAUUGCUCAUAGCGGCUUACAGUGCACUUGAUGGACAAGAAGAAGAGGGUAGUCCUGAGGAGGAAUUGAUGUCAGAGUUGCAGCAGAAUCAGCCAAUAUCACAUAGCGACACUGAUGUCCAGGAGGAGGGAAGUCAGGGAGAUGAGGAGGCAGCGCUGAGUGCUCAGAUAGGAGAGGUGAAGGGAGAGAUGGAGGAAGAAGUGGAGGAAGAGAUGGAGGGAGAAGAGGAGGAAAAGGUGGAGAUGGAGGAAGAGCUAGAGGGAGAGCUAGAGUCUUCCCAGGCGACAGAGGAGGAGGUGGAGGGAGAGGUGGAGUCUUCCCAGGCGACAGAGGAGGAGGUGGAGGAAGAGAUGGAGGGAGGGGUGGAAGAGCUGGAGGGAGAGCUGGAGGGAGAGCUGGAGGGAGAGGUGGUGGGAGAGGUGGAGUCUUCCCAGGCAACAGAGGAGGAGGUGGAGGAAGAGAUGGAGGGAGGGGUGGAAGAGCUGGAGGGAGAGCUGGAGGGAGAGCUGGAGGGAGAGGUGGAGUCUUCCCAGGUGACAGAGGAAGAUACUUCUGUGGUACAGAGUGAAGCAUUUGAUGAGUCAGCACCAGAACAGGAGUACACAGAGGUAGAUCAGGACAUAGAGUCAUCAGAAGAGACUGAAACACUAGACUCAGAGAACAUAGAGGACAUACCAAGCCAGUAUACUACAGGCCUGAUGCCAACGUCAGGUGAUGGAAUGAUAGACGAGGGCACUGUUGUUAGGGAGAGCCAAGUUUCUGUUGAUCAAGAUUUAUCUGGAGGCGCAUACUUAGUGACUGUGGAGGGUGAGGUGGAGUCUGUUGAACUAGUAGCAGAAGAAGCAGUUUGUUCAGCCCUAAAGGCUACAGGUGAUGUAGAGGAAUCUGAAGAGGAUGAUGAGGUGGAAGAGAGUCUGGUCACCUCUCGCCAAAUCGUUGAAGUCAAAACACUAAGAGAAGAAGUAGACGAUAGUGAGAAUGUUGUAGGAGAGGAGAUGGAGUCUGCUGUUGAGACAGUUGCGGAAGUAGAGGCUAGUGCUGACCAACAGACAGAGUCCACAGUAGCUACAGAAGAGAUUGAGUCCCCUAGCGAAGAAUUGGCCGAGGACCUAGAGGUGACCUCUUCAACACCAGAGGCUACAGGUGAGGUUGCUGUUGAGGCAGGUGAGGCUAUAAAUGCAGUGGCAGAUGCAGCAGUGGAUGAUACAGUAGUGGAGGCUGCGGGUGAGACAUCAGGUGAGGCCGCAGGGGCGGUUGGUGGGUCAGAACAGGCCCCAAAGACAUUGGCUUCAUCUUUCCGUAGCAAAUUCAGGAUGGGCUCCAAGAAAGAAUAUACUCCCAAGAGUCCAAAGAGUCCCACGGCAAAGUGCAAACAACAGUGAGAGCUCUUUGCACUCAGCCAUAAUGCGGAGAAUAUUUUUGUAUAUAUUUGACUUUCUGUUUAUAGGUUUUUGUUCAUUGGUUUUGCUUCACAGGUUUAUGUUUGUCAGUCAUUGUUUUCUCAAUCAUAGAUGAUCUUUUAUGUAAAGCAGUAUGUUGGGUCUUUCAGCUUUUGUGGUUCUGGUCAAAAGUAGUGAACUGUGGCGCAGCGGUCUAAGGCACAGCAUCUCAGUGCAAGAGGCAGUCCCUGGUUCGGUCCCUGGUUCCAAUCAAGGCUUUAUCACAUCCGGCUGUGAUUGGGAGUCCCAUAGGGCAGCACACAAUUGGCCAGCGUCGUCUGGGUUUGGCCGAGGGAGGCCGUCAUUGUAAAUCUGAAUUUGUUCUUAACUGACAUGCCUAGUUAAAUAAAAAACAUAGGGAGACACUGUGGCCUGUGGUUCUCAUAGGUGUCAUAAAAUAUCAUAUCAGUUGUGAUUCCCCUUGAGGAACUGAGAAAAUAACAAUGAAAACAAACACGCAGAAACCUGCAGAGCGACUUCACACAUUAACCACAAAACUCUCUAACCACAAGUCAGGAAACCAGCACACCCAUCUAUUACCACAGACUGUCACGUUUUAUGUGCAAAUACUCUGAUCAACUCUUUUCCAUACCUUUUAACACCUUUAUACAUCACACCAUUUCUGUUCCUCCAUAGUUUCCCACUCCUGUUCUAAUAGCCCCUCUGAUGGUUAUGACAGUGCAUGACAGGUUGAAGAAGCUAAAUGGAUGUAUUGUCAAUGUUCUGCAGAGUAGUGAACAGGCAAUUACUGCUUUAUGAACCAACCUUCAGAAGUUGGCAGAUGUGAAAUAUAGAUGAGUUUGUUUCUGUUUGUAGGAUUUUGUUCAUUGGUUUUGCAUCACAGCUUUAUGUUUGUCAGUCAUUGGUUUCUCAAUAAUGGUUGGCCUUUUAUGUAAAGCAGUAUGUUUGGUAUUUCAGUUUUUGAGGUAUAUGGUCUUAUUUCAGCCUUUACUACAAAGUCAAUGGGGUGUCAGCUUUUUUCAAACAGAAACUACUUAAACAUCAUUAUUGUAAAUCACAAGACAGAGUGGGGUAUGUUUAGAUAAGACUGCGUUUGUAUGGGGGAAAAUAAAUGUGAACAAAUAUGUACAAUUUAUCCUGCAUCAUCAUAUACUAUAUCACUGGGAAUCACUACACAGACACCAACACAGACACCAUUGUUUUUGUUAACAAUGAUGGAAUGCCAACAAUGGUUUGAUGUUUGAAACUUCUGACGUUGAAUGUUGUUUCCUUUUUUUAACAAAUAUAAUAAAUUAAAUAAAUUGUCUGAACACAUUA